AUGAAAGUUGGAAUGAGUAUUCUAGGAAUGUAUAUAACGCAAGAGGUCAGAAAGGAAGUACAGAUGUGCAAAAGGAUUGGUGGAGCCAAUCAAGGCUUAAGGAGGAUGAUUAUUCGUGUGGGUGUGGAUGUGGAUUAUAUGGUGGGCGUGCUGAUGCUGGCCGUGGUGGUAGUGUUUUGGGUAGGUGCCUCGUGCUUGACCAACGAAUUACUGGAGACGAAUGCGUAUAAUAAGCCCUUUUUUAUCACAUAUCUGAAUAUCUCGUCAUUUGCGCUUUAUUUGGUGCCUGACCUGUGGAAAAGAAUUCGGUUGAAAAGGAAGGCCUUGCAGGAUCAGAGGGAUCAAAUACUACCUGUUUAUACGCAUGAAUCCUUGCCUGAAUUUUUACCCUUGGUGACUGCUGCUUCCUCAUCUUUGUCUUCCCCUUCAACGGAGGACAAAGCGACCAAGGAUACUAUAAGGCUGAGUCUGCUAUUCUGUGUCUUGUGGUUCGUAGCAAAUUUGGCAGGUAAUUCCGCUUUAUCGUACACAACAGUGGCAUCGUCGACCAUUCUUUCGUCCACGUCUUCAUUUUUCACUUUAUUUCUUGCUGUGAGUUUGCAACUAGAAAGUUUCUCGAAAAAGAAAUUAUCAGGAUUGUUUGUGUCUCUGUUUGGUAUCAUCCUGAUUGUGGUGCAAUCUUCUAAAGAAAGAGAUUCUGUUAGUGCGUCUUCCUUUUUCAUAGGCAACACACUAGCACUACUUGGAUCGUUCGGUUAUAGUGUUUAUACGACACUUUUGAAAUAUGAGGUAUCAUCCAAGGGCCUUCAACUGGACAUCAAGUUAUUCUUGGGUUACGUCGGUAUCUUCACGUUUCUGUUGUUUUGGCCAAUCUUAAUCAUUUUGGAUCUAUCGCACUGGGAAACUUUUGAGUUGCCAAAUAAUUCUCACACUUUUUUUCUGGUCUUGUUAAAUUGUAUCAUUAUUUUCGUUAGUGAUUAUUUUUGGUGCAAAGCGGUUAUUCUGACAUCUCCUUUGGUAGUUACCAUUGGUUUAACUUUCACUAUUCCAUUGGCUAUGCUUGCUGAUUACCUUUGGAGAAACGCAUCCUUUACCUCUUGGUAUAUCGUUGGUGUUUUUUUCAUAUUUGUUUCAUUUUUUUUGGUUCACGAUCAAGAAGAGUCUACAACUGAAAAUAACCAUUCUACCAUUGAAAAACAACAAAAUUCACGUCAUACAGCUUGA
This is a messenger RNA of Saccharomyces eubayanus, 1224 nucleotides long. It is a transcript of the gene THI74, whose product is annotated as Thi74p. Gene Ontology annotation, cellular component: membrane. The record is from RefSeq and is a predicted model, not a curated record. Gene Ontology annotation, biological process: regulation of peptide transport. Bases 1 to 1224 code for a protein of 407 amino acids. The transcript has a single exon. Lineage: Eukaryota; Fungi; Ascomycota; Saccharomycetes; Saccharomycetales; Saccharomycetaceae.